GAGCAGAGGCACAUCGGGCAGAGGCACACCGGGCAGAGGCACAUCGGCAGAGGCACAUCGGGCAGGACUCCGGGCAGAGGCACAUCGGGCAGGACUCCGGGCAGAGGCACAUCGGGCAGAGGCACAUCGGGCAGGACUCCGGGCAGAGGCACAUCGGGCAGGACUCCGGGCAGAGGCACAUCGGGCAGGACUCCAGGCAGAGGCACACCGGGCAGAGGCACAUCGGGCAGGACUCCGGGCAGAGGCACAUCGGGCAGGACUCCGGGCAGAGGCACAUCGGAUUACCAGGCGAAGCAGCAGGCAGCGGGCCACCGGGCGGAGCGACAUGCAUCGGGCCCCGGGCGGGGCGACCGGGCCCCCGGGCGGGCAGCAGGCACCGGGCCCCCGGGCGGAGCAGCAGGCACCGGGCCCCCGGGCGGGGCGACAGGCAUCGGGCCCCCGGGCGGGGCGACAGGCACCGGGCCCCCGGGCGGGGCGACAGGCACCGGGCCCCCGGGCGGGGCGACAGGCACCGGGCCCCCGGGCGGGGCGACCGAGUCACCAGGCACAACCGUGGGCUCCGAGUCAACUGGGAUGACCGCUGGCACUGGGUCAGACAUUGGAUCGUCUGGCUGGACAGCGGGCAUCGGGUCACCAGGCAUCAGGUCAUUUGGCUCGACAGCGGGCACCGCGUCAUCUGGCAAGGCAGUGGGCUCCGAGUCAACUGGUAUGACCGCGGGCACUGGGUCAGACAUUGGAUCGUCUGACUGGACAGCGGGC
Molecule: messenger RNA, 759 nt
Organism: Staurois parvus
Lineage: Eukaryota; Metazoa; Chordata; Amphibia; Anura; Ranidae
Source: the annotation of a GenBank genome assembly